GAGGUCAGAAAACAAAAGACUUCUAUAAGCUCGGCAGAAGGCUCUGCUUUGACUCUGUUUCCAGCCAUGAAGGUGGUGCUGCUGACGGUGCUGUUGGUGUUGGCCACGUGGGCAGAUACGGCCCAGGCCCAGAAAGCUCUAAGACUCUGUGGCCGUGAGUUUUUUCGGGCGGUCGUCUACACCUGUGGGGGUUCCAGAUGGAGGCGGGGCCAAACUGAGGACCCCCUAAAUGGUUAUGAAAUCGAGACUGAUGUGGAGUCACUGACCUCUGCAGGAAUGGAUCGAGUAAGAAGAGAGGCCUAUGAAGCGCUGCCCUCCACGUGCUGUAAAGUGGGAUGCAGAAAAAGUGAUCUUGUUAGCAUGUGCUGAGAAACACUCCCAACAUCAUCAUGUUUGUGCAAAAUGCAUUCAGAGGACUUGAAUUACUUAGAAACUCUUAGAAAUGGUUUUAAAAUGAACAUUUGAAAAAUGUUCAGAUCUUGUUUUCCAAUAAAUUAUUCAAAUGCAAAAAUAAAUGAAUUAAUAAAUUAAAAUGAGGCAACAUUUAAAGAGGACUAAUACUCAAUAGAAAGGAAUGUUGUCUGUUUUAGAGGCACUAUUAAGGGCACAGUUCCUUAAAGAACACCUUAAAAAAAAAACCCUUUGUUGGUCCGAACCCUAGGUCUACCUUUUGCUGUCUGAAAUAUACAUUGGGAAUUGUUUGAGGAUAUGCAUAUAAUACUAUAUGUAUACUUGGCUUAUAUGUGCCUCAAAACAUAGUUUUAACAAUGUUUAUGAAGUUAAAUGGUUACAAACCUGAACUAAUGUUUUUAAAAAUGUUGAUAAAAAAAGUUUAAAUCUAGAAGCAGGUACAAAUUUGUCUAUCCAAUAUUGUAUUUUAUGUAAUAUAUCCAAUAUCAGGAGAUAGCCUACCAAGUGUAAAAUUAAGAAUAAAAGCAUUUUGAUCAAAAACGUAAA
Molecule: messenger RNA, 957 nt
Organism: Carassius gibelio (silver crucian carp)
Lineage: Eukaryota; Metazoa; Chordata; Actinopteri; Cypriniformes; Cyprinidae
Product: relaxin-3-like
Exons: 2
Coding region: 67-369 (100 amino acids)
Cellular component (GO): extracellular region
Molecular function (GO): hormone activity
Source: RefSeq, a predicted model, not a curated record